UUUCUGUAUAUAUUUGUGAUUGACUUCAAACAACCAAAUAUAAAACAAAAUUUGUUUCAAAUUGAAUAAAUGGUGUUACACUAUUUAGAUUUCUCUAAAUGGGAGUAAAAGAAGCGGACCUAGAGGAACAGUGGGAUCUGCUAAAAUUACUGCCAAUAUAUCAAGUGGUCGUCUUGUAAGUAGGAAAUUUGGCCAUAUGGUGGUGGAAACUGAUGGAUGCUGUGUCGGACUGGCCCAGUGGGACACCGGGAAAAAACCCGGUGGGCCAGACCCCCCUCUCCUAUUUACAUUUUGGAGGAAAAAAAAGUUUUUGUUGAUGCGCAACGCCUUCUGCGCAUGUUCACCGAGCGACGCAUUCACACAGUCGCGCCAAGCUUGGCACGUCGCAGUAGGGGGUCCUGGACCAGCGGUCCCGGUGGGCUACGGCCCCCCCCCCAGUCUGAACCUGAUUGGAUGUAAAGAACUGACUGCAUGUAUCACUACUACUAAAGGAGAAUUUAAAGGGAAACUACACCUGAGUGAACAUUUUUAACACCAGGUGCUUUCACAAUAUUGAAACGUGCUGCACUGAUUGAUUUUGGCUUUCUGGUUUCUCCGUUGCUGUACGCGCUGAUUCUAUCUUUGUUUUGGAAUUGGAUACGGCUGAGAGACUGUGGAAAGAUCGGUAGGAGAGAGUAAACCUAAAGGACUGCCUUUUAAAACAGUUUUCUUUCAAUCUUAUGAUAUGGAUGUCACAUUUAAUGAAGCUAAUGUGCGUAUAUGCUUCCUGUAGUGUCUAAAAGUCUUGCGGAACCCUCUCUGCGCAAGCGCAGCUCUAAAAACACUCUCAAACGCAAAAUACCAACUUUAGCUGUGCAACAAAAGCCCCGCCUUUGCUUCGCUUUCAAGCCCCACCCCUUGCGUUACGUACGCUCUGUGUCUGAUUUCCCCGGACUGACAGGAAGAGACUGGGUGCUGCUGCGUUUUACGAGGCGCUGUCAUGGUAGCGGCCUGGGAAUUGUGGAUGUUUAUCAGGCAGCGAUUCCGGAUGGGGACCCUGCGGGAAAUGUGCAGGCAGUACCCGCUGUCCUGCUUCAUAGUUCUCUUCUUUAUGCUGGCCACCAUGCUGCUGAAAAGAUAUAUCCACGUUCUUAUGAUCUUCUGGUCAUUUCUUGCUGGUGUUGUUACAUUCUACUGUUUAUUGGGCCCUGAAUCCCUCCUUCCAAAUAUACUGUUUAACAUAAAGUUCAAGCCAAAGCUGGAACUGCAGGAGCUUUUUCCGCAAGGUCACAGUUGUGCUGUGUGUGGUAAAGUUAAGUGCAAAAGGCACAGGCCUACCCUUCAGCUGGAAAACUACCAGCCGUGGUUGAAUCUGAAGGUACCUUCAAAGGUUGAUGCAUCACUGUCAGAGGUAUUUGAAUUAGUGCUUGAAAACUUUAUUUACCCCUGGUAUCGGGAUAUUACUGAAGACGAGUCAUUUGUAGAUGAAUUGAGACUGUCAUUGCGCUUCUUUGCAUCUGUGCUUGUUCGAAGAAUACAGAAGGUGGAUAUCCCAUCUGUUAUUACACAAAAAUUGUUGAAAGCUGCUAUGAAGCAUAUUGAACUAAUUGCAAAAGCGAGGCAAAAAGUGAAAAACUCAGAGUAUCUGCAGCAGGCUGCCUUAGAGGAAUAUGGGCCGGAUCUUCAUGUUGCCUUAAGAAGCAGGAGAGAUGAGUUAUUCUACCUCAGAAAACUUACAGAACUUCUGUUCCCUUUUAUUUUGCCUCCAAAAUCAACUGACAGUAGACCUCUAACUUUGUUGGUAAGAGAAAUUCUGUCCGGUUCUGUGUUCCUGCCAUCCAUGGACUUCCUUGCUGACCCAGAUACUGUGAACAAAUUACUUCUCAUUUUCAUGGAUGAUAGUCCCCCUGAGCAAGCAACUGAGCCUACAUCAAGCUUGAUUCCCUUUCUACAAAAAUUUGCAGAGCCUAGAAGCAAGAAUCCAUCCGUUCUGAAAAUGGAACUGCAAGAAAUCAGAAAAGAGCAAGAUCUUUUAUUUCGGUUUAUGAAUUUCCUGAAGCAAGAGGGAGCAGUGCACGUAUUGCAGUUUUGUCUUACAGUAGAGGAAUUUAAUGACAAGAUUUUAAGACCAGAGAUUAAUGAUGAGGAAUUGCAGGCACUUCAUAAAGAGGUUCUGAAAAUUUACGUGACUUAUUGCCUGGAAGAAAGUAUUGAUAAAAUUCGUUUUGAUCCUUUCAUUGUGGAAGAAAUAAAAAAAAUUGCUGAAGGCCCAUAUAAAGAAGUAGUGAAGCUACAAACCAUGUGUUGCCUUUUUGAAGCCUAUGAACAUGUACUUUCCCUUCUGGAGAAUGUUUUUACUCCGAUGUUUUGUCACAGUGAUGAGUAUUUUAGACAACUUCUGGAAGGUGCAGAGUCUCCUACACGUAGCUCAAAAUUUAACAGAAAUAGCCUGAGUUUGGAGGAUAUCCGGAACACCCAAAAAAAGGGCGAGCCAUCUGGGAUUGGUAAAAUAGGCCAUAAAAUUAAAGGCGUAUUUAAGAGCACAACGAUGGAAGGUGCUAUGCUUCCCAAUUAUGGAAUGGUGGAAGGUGAGGAGGAUGUGAUUGAGGAAGCGAUCAUGGUACUAGAGGAUGACUCCCCAGUUGAAGCUAUGAGUGCAAGCACACCAAACACACCACGCAAUCUAUCAGCCUGGAAAAUUAGUAUUCCAUAUGUGGACUUUUUCGAAGAUACUAACUUUGAAAAGAAGGACAGAAAAGAACGAAUCCCUGUUUUCUGUAUUGAUGUGGAAAGAAAUGACAGGAAAGCAGUUGGUCAUGAACCUGAACAUUGGUCGGUUUACAGAAAAUACAUUGAGUUUUAUGUUCUUGAGUCCAAGCUCACUGAAUUCCAUGGUACUUUUCCUGAUGCUCAGCUACCGUCAAAAAGAAUAAUUGGACCAAAAAAUUAUGAAUUUUUAAAGUCAAAACGAGAAGAAUUUCAAGAAUAUCUACAGAAUCUUUUGCAGCAUCCUGAACUUAGUAACAGCCAAUUGCUGGCAGAUUUCUUAUCCCCUAAUAGUUUGGAAACUCAGUUUCAUGACAAAAUCCUACCAGAUGUGAACUUGGGAAAAAUGAUCAAGUCAGUUCCUGGAAAACUCAUUAAAGAAAAAGGGCAACAUCUGGAGCUGUUUAUAAUGAAUUUCAUAAACUCAUGUGAAUCACCCAAACCCAAACCAAGUAGGCCUGAACUGACUAUUCUAAGCCCGACUUCAGAAAACAAUAAAAAGCUUUUUAAUGAUCUGUACAAGAAUAAUGCUAAUCGCUCUGAAAAUACAGAAAGGAAGCAUAACCAGAAUUACUUUAUGGAAGUGAUGACCGUAGAGGGUGUUUAUGACUAUUUAAUGUAUAUAGGACGUGUUGUUUUUCACAUUCCUGAUUGGUUUCAUCAUCUUUUGAUGGGUGGACGAAUCCUCUUUAAACAUACCCUCGAGACUUACACAAAUAGCUAUUUAAACUAUAAAUUAGAACGCCUCUUUCAAGAGCAUCGCUUGGUUUCUUUGAUUACUCUGCUUAGAGAUGCUAUAUUUUGUGAAACCGCUGAACCACGAUCAUUACAUCUGAAGCAGCAAAGGGCAAAGCUUACAUUUGAAGAAAUGAUGCGCUAUAUUCCAGAUUUGAUUGGUAAAUGUAUUGGUGAUGAAGCUAAAUAUGAAGGCAUCCGACUUCUGUUUGAUGGACUGCAGCAACCUGUGCUGAACAAACAACUGUCGUACGUUCUACUAGAUAUUGUUAUUCAGGAACUUUUCCCAGAGCUGAGUAAGUUACAGAAGGAAGCGUCUUCAACGCCCUCCUGGAUUUAAAAAAUUUGCGCUGAAUGCAAAGUCCCACACUUACAAUGUAAUUAUGUAGAUAUACCUUGCUUUUACUUAUUUGCAACUCUGUGUCAUAAAAUGACCAUAUCUUUGUAAAGUUAUCUGUAAAUGUUUGCACAGUAAAACGUAAAAACUUUUGAUCUGUGAAUACAGAGAAUAAAAAAAAUUUGUGACCAA
Molecule: messenger RNA, 4009 nt
Organism: Xenopus laevis (African clawed frog)
Lineage: Eukaryota; Metazoa; Chordata; Amphibia; Anura; Pipidae
Gene: snx14.L
Product: sorting nexin 14 L homeolog
Exons: 29
Coding region: 980-3820 (946 amino acids)
Biological process (GO): autophagosome maturation
Cellular component (GO): late endosome
Molecular function (GO): phosphatidylinositol-3,5-bisphosphate binding; phosphatidylinositol binding
Source: RefSeq, a predicted model, not a curated record